This is a messenger RNA of Emiliania huxleyi CCMP1516, 5487 nucleotides long. RefSeq lists its product as hypothetical. Gene Ontology annotation, molecular function: catalytic activity; protein binding. The transcript is spliced from 15 exons. Gene Ontology annotation, cellular component: THO complex part of transcription export complex. The coding region runs from base 1 to 4905 and encodes 1634 amino acids. Gene Ontology annotation, biological process: mRNA export from nucleus. Lineage: Eukaryota; Haptophyta; Isochrysidales; Noelaerhabdaceae. The record is from RefSeq and is a predicted model, not a curated record.
AUGAGAGCCUCCGCGGCGGACAGGGUGGUGCCCAGCGGCGGCGCCAACGGCGGGAGCUCAUCGCUGUGGCCGCACCCGCGGUCGGUGCGCGAGUACGCGUCGCAUCGCAAGAAGGUGCACACCGUCGCCUGGAACUGCAGCGGCACAAAGCUCGCCUCUGGCUCUGUCGACACGAGCGUGCGAGUGUGGACGAUCGACGAGGGCGGCCGCGCGUCGGACGUGGAGCUCAAGGGGCACUCGGACUCGGUGGACCAGCUGCGCUGGGACCCGAAGAACGAGCACCUCCUCGGCACCGCGUCGGGCGACAAGACCGUCCGGAUAUGGGACGCGCGCACCUCAAAGUGCGUGCACGCAAUCGAGACGCGGGGCGAGAACAUCAACAUCCGGUGGUCGCCGGACGGGCAGCACCUCGCGGUGAACGAGAUGGCGUGGGACCCGAGCGGGCGCCUCUUCUUCCUCACCACCGGGGCUGGCAAUGUCGACGUCUUCUCCUUUGUUGACCUACUCAAGCCGCCGCCGGCGCCGCCCAAAGCCUGGCGACGGCUCCGCCGCUCUGCGCCGCCAAAGCCUGGCGACGGCUCCGCCGCGCCCGCGCCCGCCGCCACCCUCACCGGCGCCGCGUUUACCGGCUGCCGCUUCCUGCCAGCAGCAGGGGGCCACACUGCAAACUGCUACUGCCUCGAGUUCUCGCCGUCGGGGGAGCGGUUCGCGGUGGGCGGCGCGGACGCGCUCGUCUCGCUCUGGGACGUCAAGGAGCUCGCGUGCGUCGCCACCUUUGCGAGGCGCGAGCAGCUCGAGUGGCCCGUCCGCACCCUCUCCUUCUCGCACGACUCCAGCUACAUCGCCGCGGGCACCGCACGCCCCGCCGCAGCAGCUUCGCACGCCGUGUGGACAGGGUCCGAGGACCCGCUCAUCGACGUGGCGCACGUCGCGACCGGCAAGCAGGCGCUGCCGCCCUGCCCCGCCAACGGCGUCUCACGCGGCACGUCGCUGACACGCCCGCGCCGCGCCCGCAAGGCGCUCGCGGUGCCCGUCAAGGCUCCGUCCAACUCGAUCGCCUUCCACCCGAAGAGGAUGCUGCUCGCCUUUGCGGGCGACGACAAGGACAAGAUGGGCCGCGACGAGGGCUCCCUCCGCAUCCUCGGCUUCCCCUCUAACAACAGAACAACAGUGGAGCCGCGGGACCACCUCGGCUACUCUAACGACUACCGGCCCGACGUCUCGGUGGCGGGCGCCGGCCGCUCGCGCUCGCGCCUCGUCGGCGACGUCAAGUUCAAGGACUCGCUCUCCUCCAACCCGGAGGACGUCGGCCAGCGAGGCGCUUUCGUCGGCCUCGGCAACACCGAGCCCGGCACGAGCGCGGACGUCUUCGGCCUCGAGCAGCGCGGCGCUGUCGGGGAUGGCGACUUCAGGCCGAGCGACGGCGGCGGCUAUGUGGCGUACAAGAAGGCGGACUACGCGCACGCCCUCUCGCGCUCGGACACCGACGUGCAGAUGUACCUGUUCGAAACCUUCGGCGGGUGUGGCGGCCCAAGGGCGAUGGCCUCGACCUUCAGCUCAUCCUCGUCCGACGGCGACAGCCGCACUGCCCCACUCGACGGCCUCCGCGUCGUCGAGAUCGGCUCCUUCCUCGCCUGCCCGCUCACCGCGCGGCACCUCCUCGACCUCGGCGCGUCAGUCACGGCCGUGGUGCGACCAGAGUCCGCUCGGGGGCAGCGCGCUGAGCUGGCGUGGCGGCCAGAGACGACGAGGGCACUGAGGAGUGGCAAGGACGUCGUGACCCUCGACCUCAAGUCGCCGGCCGGGCAGGAGGCGCUCGACGAGCUCUUCGUUGCGGCCGACGCUGUCGUCGUCGGCUUCGCUCCAGCGGUGUGCCGCCGGCUCCGCCUGACGGCCGAGCGGGUACAUGAGGUCAACCCUCGCGCCGUGCUUGCUCACCUGCCCGGCUUUGCGACGGGCGACGCGGAGCGGAGCAAGAUUGAGGCGUGGGAGGCGUCCAUCCUCGCAGAGGCCGGCGUCUUCCGAGACAUGGGCAUCAACCGCCAGCUCGCUGGCAAGCUCGCCUCGUACUCGCCUCUGCCUCUCGCAUCGUCGUACGCCUCCAUCUUUGCCGCCCUCGGGGUCGUUUCUGCUCUGCGCAAGCGCACGACUCUGCCGCCCGGCGCGGCGCCGCGGCUCUCUCUGGAGGUGCCCCUCGCCUCCGCGCUGUGCGACGCGCUGGUGCACAACUCGCUGCAGCACGAGGUGCCCGAGGAGUACCGCUCGCGCAGGCAGCGCGCCCUCGACAAGCAGCGGGCCGGCGAGCCGCUCGACUACUUUGAGACGCUCGAGCUGACGGACCCCUUCUUCUCGCACUACACCACCGCGGACGCGCGCCCCUUCUACCUCGUCGCGCCCUGCCACCUCCGCCACCAGAGGCGCGCGAUCGCCGUGCUCGGGAUCGAGGAGCAGGUCGCCGCCCUCGGCGUCCCGCUCGCCGCCACGUACGCCGCGUCGGCGGCCGCCUUUGGCGCGGCUGGCGUGCCCGGCUCGGCGCACCGCACCACCGCAGAGUGGCUCACCUGCCCGCACGCGCGCGCCGCCGGCCUCGUCCGCGAAGACGAGAGCGGCGCCGUCUCGCCCGCGGCGAUGACGUGGGUGGUGCAGCAGGAGCUGCCGCCGCCGCUGCCCUCGCCGUCGCUGCCCAGCCCUUGCAGGUCGCCAGAGGGCCGGCCGUCGUCGGCGGACGCGGCGCCGCACUUCGGCGGAGGGGCGGGCGGGGCGGGGCGGCCGGCGGCGGUGCGUCCGGCCGCCGGGUGGGCGACCCGCGCCGAGGCGGCGCCCGCCGCGCCGCCCCCGCCUCCGUCGCCGGCGGCAGCGUGGGAGGGCGGCCGGUCCGGCGGGGGCUGGAUGGAGGGUGUCGAAGUGCUCGACCUCUGCAACGUGAUUGCCGGCCCGACCAUCGGCACGAUGCUCGGACAUGUGAUUGCUGGCCCAACCAUCGGCACGAUGCUCGCGCGUUUCGGCGCAAAGGUGACCAAGGUGGACUCGCCGCGCCCAACCUACUCGCCGGAGAUCACCGUCCUGUACGGCCUGGCGGCCAACGCCGGCAAGCGCUCCGUGCUGCUCGACGCCCUCGUGGCGCGCGUGGACGUCGUCGUGUACAACGGCACCUCGGACGCGCUGGAGCGGCUCGGCAUCACGCCUGCCGAGCUCCACCGGAUGAACCCGAACGUCGUCCUCUCGCGCUUCGACGCGUACGGCGGCCCGAACGAGGGCAAGGGCGAGCGCGCGGACCACAUCUCGUACGACGACAACCUGCAGGCGGCCCUCGGCAUCAUGGAGCGCUUCGGCGGCGGGCUCGGCCGCGUGGAGGAGCACGCGCACGUCGGCACGAUCGACGUCGCGGCGGGCGUCGCCGGCGCGCUCGCGACGGCCGCGACGCUGCUCUUGCGAGAGCGGCGCGCGACGGGCGAGCUGCCGCCGGCGCCGCCCCGCUCCCUCCUCAUCGCGCGCGCCUCGCUCGCGUCGGUCGGCCAGAUGGUGCAGUUCCCGUUCUGCUGCGGCCCGCCGGCCGCCCUCGCGGCGGAGGGGGACCGCUCGGUGGACACGCCGCUCAACCGAGGCCCCGAAUGCCGUGGAGAGCACUCGCUGCUCCACUGCUACUCCACGGCCGACGGGUCGUGGCUGCUUCUCGUCGCCUCCCUCCUCCCGCCUUUGAGGAUGGGCGAGGCCGAGCUCAAGACGGUGCUGCGCCACCUCUCGCUCGCCGACGGGCGGCUGCACGCGGCGCUGCGGCCCGCACUCGAGCGCGGCGUCGGCGGCGUGAGCGACGCGGCGCUCGAGGCCGCGGUUGGCGGCGCGCUGCGCGCGGGCCCCUCCGCGUCGUGGUGGGCCGAGCGGCUCGGCGCGGUCGGUGUGAGCGCGGUGCCGCUCGCGUCCUUCGACGUGCUCCGCGAGAGCAACAUCCUGGCGGCGGAGGACUGCACCGUCGACCUCGGCGGCUCCACCUUUCAGUUCCUGCGCCACGGGUCGCACCCGCUCGGCUCGCCGCUCGUCAUGUUUGCGCCGUGCUCCGUCCGGACGCCCGGCGGGCGCGGCCUCGCCGUACCGCUCGAGGACGCGCCGCGCUACGGCGAGACCGCGCGCUCGCGGUGCGGCGGCGACUUGUGGGCAGCGUCCCUUCACACCUGCCGGCUGCGAGCAGGCGAGCACACGCUCGAGGUGCUCGGCGAGCUCGGCGUCGACCCGACCCUCCUCCUCUCGCGCCACGCCGCGGCCACCGGCUGGUGCGACGACUACCUGCCCGGCAAGGCGUCGCAGACGCUGCCCGACAUCCCCCGGCCGGCGCUGAAGACGUGCCCCGUGUGCCUCGACCCGAUCAAGCGGCACGUCGGGCUGGCGUGCUCCCACUGGCUCUGCCACGACUGCGCGGUGCGCUGCUCCAACGCGGGGCUCGCCUCGUGCCCCGUCUGCCGCCACCCGCAGCUGCUCGACCCCGUCCGCCUCGCUCGCCGCUCGGUGGAGUGGCGCGCCGCCUACGGCUCGUGGCGGCAGGGCGGCGUGCGCGGCUCCAAGGGCGAGGCCUCCUCGAUCAGCAGCGCCGCGCAGGCGCCGGCGCGCUCCCUCGUCACCUCGGCGGCGGGGGACCUCGCCAAGGGCUCCUUCCGCAAGUGGAGCGGCGCCAGCCUCGCGCACAGCUCGCCGAUCCGCGCGAUGAAGUCGUGCGCCGCCGGGCUGAGUCUCGCGGAGGUGCGCGAGCAGGAGCUGCUGCGCCGGCGCGACUCGGACGCCUCCUCGGCCCGCUCCUCCGCCCGCCUCUCGGCCGGCUCGGGCCGCUCGCCCGGAGCCCCUCGCCCCGCCCACGAGCUGCGCGACUCGCUGGGCAGCGAGGCGCCCGGCCGGCCGGCGAUCGCGCUCCUGUAGCCUCGGUCGUGGGCGACUGACCCCCGGCGUAUCGCUUCUCAGGUGCCUACCCGGCCGGCGUCGCGCUCCUAGGAGCAGCGCCGCCCCGCAGAGAGGCCUCGCCCGGGUGCCUCUCGCUGCGCCAGGCCUCGCCCAUCGGCGCCUGCCGGUGGCCGCUCCGGGCGCCACCACCUCUGCCGGUCUCCUCCUAUCCUCUGAGUGCGAUCGGAUGGAGAGGCGAGGCCGGUGGUUAAAAGAUGAACAUGUGUGCAAUAGACUUGUGGUGCUGUGCAGUGCGUGUGCAGUGCGCGUGGUGGGAGAGGGUGGGAAGGGCCCACUGCGGAAAGUGUCUAGUGCGCGGCGGCUCGCGGCGGCCAUGCGUCCUCUAGAGUGCGAUCGGAUGCCGACGUCGGAGCAGGGGCCCCUGUCAGAAGUGAUUCAGGUGUGAGUUGGAGGGAGGUGCGCGUACUCUACAGUGUGUGCAGUGCAGGGGAGACAUGUGGCUGGGUGGGGAGACGAGAAGAGUGUCGCCGAUUAAGAAGACGCUCUAGCCUGCCUCUCACUGGGGGAGUCCUCUUGUGUGGAGAAAUUUACCUUACCUUA